AUGUCCAAGUACGCCAAAAACCAGCCCGUCGGCUUUAAAAACGCCAUCGAGAGGGUCGCCAUUGUCGGGGCCGGGGGCACCAUCGGAUCGAACAUCACAGCUGCCCUGCUUCAAACCGGAAAACACUCAGUCACGGCCCUCACCCGAAAAGACAGCAGCAACAAGCUCCCCGAGGGCGUCCUAGUCGCCCCAAUCGACUACAACGAUGAGGCCACCAUUGUAGCCGCCCUCCAGGACCAGCAAUUUUUCAUCAUCACCAUGGCUCCCAACGCGCCGCGGGACGCCCACAGCAAGCUCGUCCAGGCGGCUGCCAAGGCUGGCGUUCCCUACAUCAUGCCCAACGGGUACGGCGGCGACAUUGCCAACACGAAACUCGGCGAGGAGACCAUGCUGGGGCCCAUUGCCAAGGCCCAAAGGGACGAAAUUGAGAGGCUUGGCAUGCAGUGGAUCACUGUGUGCUGCGGAUUUUGGUACGAUUACAGCCUGGCGGGUGGUGAGUCGCGCUUUGGGUUCGACUUUGACAAGCGUUCCCUCACAAUUUAUGACGAUGGCAACACCAAGAACUCGACCUCGACCUUGUCGCAGGUCGGGCGAGCCGUGGCCAAGGUGCUGAGCCUCAAGGAGCUCCCCGACGACGAGAGCGACACGAGUCUUAGUCUGUCGGGGUUCCUCAACAAGGCCGUGUACAUUAAGAGCUUCGUAGUCAGCCAAAACGACAUGUUUGAGAGCGUCAAAAGCGUCACGGGCACCACUGAUGCCGACUGGACCAUCACCCACGAGGCCACCAAGACGCGGUACGAGGAUGGCCUGGCUCAAGUCAAAACUGGUAACAUGGCUGGUUUUGGCAAGUUGCUGUACGCGAGGGCAUUUAGCCCGGAUGACCCGAGUGAUGUCUCGGCCAAGGCGCAGAAUCAGCUGCUCGGCCUGCCGGAUGAGAGCCUGGAUGAGGCUACCAAGGUGGGCAUUGAUCUGGUCAAGGUCCUGCAGAGUCGCGCGGAGCGCAUGGCGCACUAG
Metarhizium brunneum ARSEF 3297 is the source of this 1014-nucleotide messenger RNA. RefSeq lists its product as uncharacterized. Gene Ontology annotation, molecular function: oxidoreductase activity. The record is from RefSeq and is a predicted model, not a curated record. NCBI's taxonomy places the organism in Eukaryota, Fungi, Ascomycota, Sordariomycetes, Hypocreales, Clavicipitaceae.